AUGAGGAAAGGGAAGCUGAGGCCUGGGAGGUUUGAGGCCAGCUCUGACCCAGGAGCCCAGAGCAGCAGGGACUGUCCUCACCAUGGCAAUAGGAACACAGGUCCUGGAGUCGGGCGGGGAGGCGGCCCUGGGGGCGGGCCGGGGCGGGGCCGGCGGUUGACACCCUGGCGCACGCGGGCCCCUCGCCGCAGACAAUACGCCUCCCGGCUCGAGCGCUGCGGACGCCGCCACCGUCACCACCCGCCGCCACUGCCACCGCCGGACGCGAGAGAAGAAAUGUAUCAAGCAAGACCCCUCUCUAGGAACCUCUUUUUGUACACCUUCCUACAAAACCAUGGCCCAGGCUUCCUGGACGACCAAGACUCAGGGCUUCCCGGCGUGACCAGUAUCUUGGAGUUCCACCCCGUCUCCCCCUACAGUGACAGUCCACACUACCUGGCCAUGCAGCUGGCCUCCAUUGCCGACGAGAUGGAGCUGAGGUUGCUGCUGCCCCAGUUCGAUGAACCGUUCUGGAUGACCACGUACAGCUUGUUUUUCCCCUACAGCCACGUAGGGCUCAGGGAUGUUCUGAGAAGCCUUAUGGCUGCUUUCACCAACCUCAGGGAGAACCGAAGGCUCUGGAGCUUCCUGACUCUCAGGGACCGGGUGUCGCCCAGCCUGUGGCCCGAGCUGGCGCUUUCCCUGCUGGUGGUGGCGAUGCUCAGCUGGGGGUGCCGCCUCCACUGACCGAGCAGCUGGUCAGUGUGGGGGUGGGGCUGGCCCCUCCCCCUCGACCACCACCCUGGCGGUGGCCCGUUUUUGGUUUUGUUGUCUUUUAACUGUUUUCCGAUGAUGCUUUUUUUUUUUCUUUUUUAAUAUUUAAACUCUGAGUGCUGGGACACUGAGGUUCAUACCAGUUUUUUUUCUUGUGUUUUUUUUUUGUAAGAGAAAUGAAUUUAUUAUACCUCUGGGGUCGUUACUGGUUAAUGACCUGCUCUCCCAGCCCCAGCCGGCUCUGCGGUGGCCUGUCCUGAGACGGAGCCUCCCUCUCAAGGGUUGGUCGAACAGGGGGCGGCGGGGGGAGUGCUGGUCACACCCCCGUGUCUGGGAUGCCCGUGGCACAGAGAAUCUGCUGGAAUAGAUUUCUGCGGGGCGAAGAGAGCUCAAUAAAAUGUUGCUUUCCAGCCAGUCUGUGGUCCUGUCUGGGGGUCGGUGGG
Odocoileus virginianus texanus is the source of this 1196-nucleotide messenger RNA. RefSeq names its product BCL2 interacting killer (gene BIK). The record is from RefSeq and is a predicted model, not a curated record. Gene Ontology annotation, biological process: male gonad development; apoptotic process; apoptotic mitochondrial changes. Lineage: Eukaryota; Metazoa; Chordata; Mammalia; Artiodactyla; Cervidae.